This is a messenger RNA of Stegastes partitus (bicolor damselfish), 2874 nucleotides long. RefSeq names its product Sec23 homolog A, coat complex II component (gene sec23a). Gene Ontology annotation, biological process: intracellular protein transport; COPII-coated vesicle budding; COPII-coated vesicle cargo loading. Gene Ontology annotation, cellular component: endoplasmic reticulum exit site; COPII vesicle coat. The record is from RefSeq and is a predicted model, not a curated record. Bases 1 to 2295 code for a protein of 764 amino acids. Gene Ontology annotation, molecular function: zinc ion binding; GTPase activator activity. The transcript has 19 exons. Lineage: Eukaryota; Metazoa; Chordata; Actinopteri; Pomacentridae.
AUGGCGACCUUCCCAGAGUACAUCGCUCAGAACGAGGAGCGCGACGGCGUCCGGUUCAGCUGGAACGUCUGGCCGUCCAGCCGGCUGGAGGCGACCCGGAUGGUGGUCCCGGUGGCGACGCUGUUCUCCCCGCUGAGGGAGAGAACUGAUCUGCCACCCAUCCAGUACGAACCGGUUCUCUGCAGCCGGGCCACCUGCAGGGCGGUUCUCAACCCGCUGUGCCAGGUGGACUACAGGGCCAAGCUGUGGGCGUGUAACUUCUGCUACCAGAGGAACCAGUUUCCUCCGUCCUACGCUGGGAUCUCUGAGGUGAACCAACCGGCCGAGCUGCUGCCUCAGUUUUCCACCAUCGAGUACGUCGUCCAGCGGGGCCCUCAGAUGCCGCUGGUGUUCCUAUACGUGGUGGACACCUGCAUGGAGGACGAGGACCUGCAGGCCCUGAAGGAGUCGCUGCAGAUGUCGCUGUCCCUGCUGCCGCCCACAGCGCUGGUGGGACUCAUCACCUUCGGACGCAUGGUGCAGGUGCACGAGUUGGGCUGUGAGGGCAUCUCCAAGAGCUACGUCUUCAGGGGGACCAAGGACCUGAACGCCAAGCAGCUGCAGGAGAUGCUCGGUUUGACCAAACCUGCAGCCGCUCAGGGACGAGGACCUCAGACAGCGCCGCAGCCGCUGACCAACAGGUUCCUGCAGCCGGUGCAGAAGAUCGACAUGAACCUGACUGACCUGCUGGGGGAGCUGCAGCGCGACCCCUGGCCCGUCACCCAGGGCAAGAGGCCGUUGCGCUCGCUGGGUGUUGCCAUGUCCAUCGCUGUGGGCCUGCUGGAGUGCGCCUUCCCCAACACUGGCGCCCGCAUAAUGACGUUCAUUGGCGGCCCAGCGACGCAGGGGCCCGGCAUGGUGGUGGGAGACGAACUGAAGACGCCCAUCAGGUCCUGGCACGACAUCGAGAAGGACAACGCCAAGUUCAUGAAGAAAGCCACCAAACACUACGAGUCUUUGGCCAACAGAGCGUCCACUAACGGCCACAUCAUCGACAUCUAUGCCUGUGCUCUCGAUCAGACCGGCCUGCUGGAGAUGAAAUGCUGCGCCAACCACACUGGGGGUUAUAUGGUGAUGGCCGACUCCUUCAACACGUCUCUGUUCAAACAAACCUUCCAGAGAGUUUUCACCAAAGACGUCCAAGGAUCCUUCAAGAUGGCCUUUGCUGCCACGCUGGAGGUCAAGACGUCCAGAGAGAUCAAAGUAUCCGGAGCGAUCGGCCCCUGUGUGUCCCUGAACGCCAAAGGACCCUGUGUCUCUGAGAACGAAAUCGGAACCGGAGGAACCUGUCAAUGGAAGAUCUGUGGUCUGGAUCCGAGCACCACACUGGCUCUUUACUUCGAGGUCGUCAACCAGCACAACGCUCCGAUCCCUCAGGGCGGCCGCGGGGCGAUCCAGUUCGUCACUCAGUACCAGCACUCAUCAGGACAGAGACGCAUCCGGGUCACCACCACCGCCAGGAACUGGGCCGACGCUCAGACUCAGAUUCAGAGCAUCGCGGCGUCCUUCGAUCAGGAAGCGGCGGCCAUCUUGAUGGCGAGGUUGGCGGUGUACCGGGCGGAGACAGAGGAGGGGCCGGAUGUCCUCAGAUGGCUGGACAGACAGCUGAUCAGACUGUGUCAGAAGUUUGGAGAUUACCACAAAGACGAUCCAAACUCCUUCAGGUUCUCCGAGACCUUCUCCCUCUAUCCUCAGUUCAUGUUCCACCUGCGACGCUCUCCGUUCCUGCAAGUGUUCAACAACAGUCCAGAUGAGAGUUCAUAUUACAGACAUCAGUUCAACAGGCAGGACCUAACACAGGCGCUCAUUAUGAUCCAACCUGUGCUGUACGCUUACUCUUUUAACGGGCCACCUGAGCCGGUCCUGUUGGACAGCAGCAGCAUCCUCCCGGAUCGAAUCCUGCUGAUGGACACCUUCUUCCAGAUCCUCAUCUACCACGGAGAGACGGUGGCUCAGUGGAGGAAGGCCGGUUACCAGGAAAUGGCCGAGUACGAGAACUUCAAGCAUCUCCUUCAGGCUCCGGUGGACGACGCUCAGGAGCUGCUUCACACUCGCUUCCCGAUGCCGAGAUACAUCGACACGGAGCAUGGAGGCAGCCAGGCUCGUUUCCUUCUGUCCAAAGUCAACCCCUCUCAGACCCACAACAACAUGUACGCCUGGGGGCAGGAGUCUGGAGCUCCCAUCCUGACAGACGACGUCAGUCUGCAGGUGUUCAUGGACCACCUGAAGAAACUGGCUGUUUCCAGCGCCGCCUGAACCCGCCUCACCUGCCCUGAAUCCGCAAUAUUCUUGUCUAAUCUGCAUUUGCUGCCUGAGUUACCAUGACAACAACUAAACCAACCAACAAACACAGUCCACCUCUUAGUCUCAGCCAAUCAGGAGCAGCGUUAGAACAGUGACAGCCAAUAGUCUGUUGUCUUUUAUCUAUUAAACGUUUGGCCUGUAAACUGAAUAUACAGCUACACAGCAGCAGCGACUGUUAUCACAUAAACAACUGAACAUGUUAACAAACUAUUAUCGCAAUAAAAGUCUCUGUGUGAUCUGAACAUGUAGACAGUUUUUCAAUAUAUAAAACUUGUUUGAAAUGUUCUUGGUAGAACUUUGGUUUCCGUUCGUUGUGUUUCAGAAGCACUGACCAGCUGUUGUUGAUUUUCUGACUGCGCCGCUUCAUCAUUAGACGUUUAUCCACUUACAUGUUCUGCUGUUCCUCCUGUCGGCUGCUCGUUGUCAAGUUUCUCCGCGAAGCCGUCGAACACUAAAGGUUCUGCAGACACACAACAAGCACCUGUUUUCAUUCAGCUCUGUGUUUUCUAAUAAAACUCUGCUGUGAACGUC